UCCUCCAUGCCAUCACAAAGCCAGGCUUGGUGAGGUAGAGGGACUCGCAUCAGCUUGGGAAGGGAGAGAGAGGCAGCUCAGGCAGACAGCCCCACCGCUGUGCCUGCAAGCCUUCCUCACCUUCCUUCCAUGAUUUAUCUAAACCCAUAACCCCACUGUGCGUCAACUGGGAAAGGGAUUUGGCAUGUUGUACUCCGAAAACAAACUAAGGGAUUUUAUAGAUCAUGCACCGAUCUUGCCACCAGGCUCAGUUGUUCGUACUGGAAAGGAUGUCCGUGGUUUCUAUCCCGGGCAAGUAGGACGGGUCCAUAAGGAAUAUUUAACCAGAGGAGCUCUGGGACCUUUCAGCAAACUGCAACCAGCUCCAGUAAUCUAUGAAGCCGAAACUCUAUUCCAACCCGACUAUGACAAUUCAGCUCUCAGGAACUAUGUGUAUUUUCAACAAAUGAAAAGGCCUGCCAUCGACUGGUACAGCCAAACCUCAUACAGAGCAGCGUUUGACUUGCCAUAUCACUACACAACUUACUGCUACCCUGUGACAGACACACUACCAGUGCCUUCAAACACAUGUGACUUUGGCCUCGCUAAACACACUGCCAGUGGCAGAGUGCUAGGAUGUUCUCUUCCUCCUCACUGCCACAGCUGUCACAUGAGUAAAUAUACACCAGUAGAUUCUGGACCAUGUAUUAUCUGGACAAGUACUGGUAGGAGGAUGUUUUCAACUUUCCAGGCCUGCACUUGAACAGAAGAAUCAAAGAAACUGCAUCAGAUGAACUUAAAAGAAAGCAAAAUAACAUAAAUCACUCUUGCAUCCAAGACAAUUCUGGUUUGUUUCUUUAAUUGCACAAAUAGUUUCUGCUGCUUUAGGCUACAGCUAUAUUGCUUACAAAUCCUGCUGCAUCUGGAAAUAUCAAUUCCCCAACUGAAAAACAGGGUAAGUUCGUACAGUGGAGUUACAACAGUGGAAGAACUGAAGCAGGCCUUGAACUUGAAGGUCUCUCCUUGGCAGAAGUGAAACAUAACU
Calidris pugnax (ruff) is the source of this 1024-nucleotide messenger RNA. RefSeq names its product chromosome unknown open reading frame, human C1orf100 (gene SPMIP3). Lineage: Eukaryota; Metazoa; Chordata; Aves; Charadriiformes; Scolopacidae. Bases 185 to 742 code for a protein of 185 amino acids. The transcript is spliced from 6 exons. The record is from RefSeq and is a predicted model, not a curated record.